UCACAGAGCGGAUCAGCACUUAUCAGGGCACUGAUGAUCACUUCCCUGAUGAUCAGUGCCCAGCAGUGCCGCCCAGAAGUGCCUCCCACCAGUGCACAUCAGUGCCUAUCAGUGUCACCGAGCAGUGCCACCCAUCAUGCUGCCUAUCAGUGCCCAUCAUUGCUGCAUAUCAAUACAGCUUCAUCAAUGCCUCCUGAUCAAUGCCCACGAGUUUUGCCUCAUCAGUGCAACCUAUCAGUACCUAUCCAUGCCACCUCAUCAGUGCCCAUCAGUACUGCCUAUCAGUGCCUAGUGCUGCCUAUCAGUGCUGCGUAU
Molecule: messenger RNA, 315 nt
Organism: Staurois parvus
Lineage: Eukaryota; Metazoa; Chordata; Amphibia; Anura; Ranidae
Source: the annotation of a GenBank genome assembly